AUGGAUCGGACACGGCACCAGGUGUGGCGAGUGCUGCCGCCAGCCCGGGAGGACGAGGGUUCCGGCAAGUGUCGGUUGAGCGUCGGCACCAUGCGGGCGAUGGGGCUGAGCCUGGCCGCCCCACUGGUUCUCCGCACGCCCAACAAGGAGGUGCUGGUGCGUGCAUACCCCAGCAGGCAAGAAGGCGAGUCUGCGCUGGUGGAGGUGGACCAGCUCGUCUGCCGUGCUCUCGCUAGCGGCAUGAAGGAACGAGGAGGAGAACAGCAGCACGGCAAGCUUGGAGGGGACGGCGAAGAAGAGGCCUCCCUGAGCGCGUGCAGCGUAGUGUCAGCGCAGAGCGUGUCGCUGAUUCCGCUCACGCCGUGCAGCGCCACCGAGCCUGAGCUACGAUGUCACCUGGAACGGCUCGUGGUCAAGUCGGACUUCACGGUGGGGUCGGCCAACGGGCCUUUCCACUUCCGGGUUGGAUCGACGGUGCCGGAGGCGGCAUUCGUGCAGAUCCACAGCUCCACGAAGAUGAGCCUAGUCACGGAACACGCGGCUUCCCCGCUUGAACUCGGCCUCCACACCCAGCGAGCGCUGCAGUCCAAACAAACGCAGACAACGACGGACGAAAGCGAAGACGAAGCUCCCACCGGUGAGACGUCGAGGGAGAAGCAGGACAAGGGGAAGGGCGGCGCGAUCGAUUCGAUCGGAGGACUCAAGGGAGGCCUGGCUUCGCUACGGGAGCUCGUCUACUUCUCGCUGGUGGCGCCCGAAGCCCUCAAGCGAUUUUCCAUCGAGCCGCCCAAGGGUCUGCUGCUCAAGGGACCCAGCGGGGUCGGCAAAACGCUGCUCGCACGCACCGUCGCGAGGCACUACGACAUUCCGCUCGUGGCGGUGAACGGCGGCGAGCUCUACACGGCCUAUGCCGGCCAGACCGAAAGCCGGCUACGCAAGGUGUUCGAAAAGGCGGGCAAACUCCAGCCCUCGAUCGUCUUUAUUGACGAAAUCGACGCGCUCUGUCCCAAGCGCGAGGACGCGCAGUCUACGGAGUCUCGAGUGGUGGCACAGCUGCUCACGCUCAUGGACGGGUUGCGACAGCGCACGCGCGUCCUCGUCGUGGCCGCUACGAAUCGCCCCAACUCCCUCGAUCCCGCGCUCAGGAGGCCGGGAAGGUUCGAUCGCGAGAUUGAGGUGCGGCCACCGGACGAAGACGAGCGACUCGACAUCCUGCGCGUGCACACGCGCGCCAUGCCUCUCCACCGGGAAGUCGACCUCCAGCAGGUCGCAGGACUCACGGUCGGCUUCGUGGGCGCGGACCUGGCAGCCCUGUGCCGCGAAGCAGCGCUGCUUGCGAUCAAGCGGUAUCUGCACAUGGCUCGCGAUGCGAGCAGCGGCGACCCAACGCCGACGGCGGGCCAUGUCACUCCGGAGGACUUCGAGCAGGUGCUGGCCAAGAUGUACGGUUCGUGUCGACGCGGUAUGAUCGUGGACGUCAACAAAACGGGCUGGGACGACAUUGGCGGCCUCGGCUCUAUCAAGCAGAAAUUGAUGGAGACGGUGGAAUGGCCGAUUCUGUACAAGGCCACCUUCCAGCGGUUCGGCAUUGAGCCCUCGCGCGGCAUUCUGCUCGUGGGUCCGCCCGGAGGCGGAAAGACCACCAUCGCCAAGGCCAUAGCGUCGUCGUGCAACCAGAGCUUCUUCUCGUUGAACGCAGCGUCGCUGUAUUCGCCCUAUCUCGGUGAUUCGGAGGCCCUGAUUCGAGACACCUUCAAGAAGGCGCGCCAGAACUCUCCCGCGGUCGUCUUCAUCGACGAGAUCGACUGCAUCGUCGCCAAGCGAGCGACGCCCGGCGAGGGUUCGGCUGACGGCGUGCAAGCUCGUGUACUGUCCACUCUGCUGAACGAACUCGACGGCGUGGAGAGGUCGGCCGGUGUACUGCUACUGGCGGCCACAAACAGGCUCGAUAUGCUCGACUCGGCGCUCAUACGACCAGGUCGCAUUGACCAAGUCUUGCAGAUUCCGUUGCCCGAUCAACAAACGCGACAGCAAAUCUUGGAGGUGCACUCGCGCCAGAUGGCGCUCGAGCCCGACGUUCGGUUAGCUACCAUCGCCGAACAGACCGAAUCAUGGAGCGGGGCGGAGCUGCAGAGUCUGUGCCAAGAGGCCGCCCUUGUGAGCUUGCGCAGAGACCUUCUCGCAGCCCGCGUGACAAUGGCGGACUUUGCUACGGCUAAGCGAGCGGUGACCCGAGGUCUAUCGCUGCGAGAGUGGAGUCAAGAGCGGCAGGAGAAGGGGCUGUCCUGGGGCGUGUGA
Messenger RNA from Acanthamoeba castellanii str. Neff, 2298 nucleotides. Its product is annotated as ATPase, AAA domain containing protein. The record is from RefSeq and is a predicted model, not a curated record. The coding region runs from base 1 to 2298 and encodes 765 amino acids. The transcript has 14 exons. Lineage: Eukaryota; Discosea; Longamoebia; Acanthamoebidae. Gene Ontology annotation, molecular function: ATP binding; ATP hydrolysis activity.